Necator americanus (New World hookworm) is the source of this 366-nucleotide messenger RNA. RefSeq lists its product as uncharacterized. The coding region runs from base 1 to 366 and encodes 121 amino acids. The record is from RefSeq and is a predicted model, not a curated record. The transcript has a single exon. Lineage: Eukaryota; Metazoa; Nematoda; Chromadorea; Rhabditida; Ancylostomatidae.
AUGACGCACGGAGGAUAUCUAUAUUUUGCGCUGCCAUCAAAAUUGGUUACAGAACAUCCUCUCCACUUCAUUGGUCAUAUGCUGAGGAGGCCAGCAAGUCGCCUUGUUCAACGUGUUACGAGGAGUCUUUCGGGUUCACGCUGGAAGAAGCCACGUGGCCAAAAACAAAAGUUCUGCGCUGAAGUGGUGAAAAAGGACUUGAGAACACUCGGCGCCGAUGGGCAGUUCAGGAGAGACGUAAGGUUCCGCAGAUUAUGGAAUAGCAACGAAUGGAUUGAUUCUGUGCAACUUCUCGCAGAAGAUCGAGAAGCUUGGACAGAGUUAUCUUCAAAGACGGCAGAUCACAGCGAAGAUGCGGGCAAUUAG